Molecule: messenger RNA, 1449 nt
Organism: Lodderomyces parapsilosis
Lineage: Eukaryota; Fungi; Ascomycota; Pichiomycetes; Serinales; Debaryomycetaceae
Product: trans-hexaprenyltranstransferase
Exons: 1
Coding region: 1-1449 (482 amino acids)
Biological process (GO): ubiquinone biosynthetic process; isoprenoid biosynthetic process
Cellular component (GO): transferase complex
Molecular function (GO): prenyltransferase activity
Source: RefSeq, a predicted model, not a curated record
AUGCUAAGAAACAUAGUCAAGAGUCGAAGGCUCCAGUAUUCCUUCCACCCACGAGCUUCUUACUCCACCGGUACUAAUUCAUUCAAGACAGCUGUUGAAACUGCUGAAAAAUUGGUGUCACCACCAGCUCAAACUAAAUUUCAAGAUCCAUUUUCCAUCGUCAGUCAUGAAAUGUCCAAUUUAGCCAAAUCCAUUGCUAGUUUAAUUGGUUCUGGCCACCCAACAUUGAAUAGAAUAAGUUCGUAUUAUUUCGAAGCUGAAGGUAAAAAUGUUCGACCUUUAAUUGUGCUAAUCUUGAGUAAAGCAUUACUGAAGAUUCCUAUACUGCAACGUCAAAGAAUCAAGAUUGAUGAGUAUGAUGUUACUGAACAAGAACACAUUAAAGGUACACCACAACCGGGUCAGGAAUCAAUUGCUGGGUAUAGUGUUGAUGAUAGUUUAAGUCCAUUGAAUAUCUUGCAUGGAAUAAAUCCCAAGAUUAUAUUGGACCCUUUGAGUAAACCAAUGGAUAGACUACCUGAAAUGGAUAAACAAAAUGGCAUAUUGCCCAAACAAAGAAGAUUGGCAGAAAUUGUCGAAAUGAUCCACACUGCUAGUUUAUUACACGAUGAUGUUAUUGAUUUAUCGGAUGCAAGAAGAGGUAGACCUAGUGGUAAUAUUGCAUUCACCAACAAGAUGGCUGUCUUGGGUGGUGAUUUCCUCUUGGGUAGAGCUUCUGUUGCCAUCGCUAGGUUGAGAAACCCUGAAGUUAUUGAAUUAUUGAGUACAACAAUUGCCAAUUUGGUUGAAGGAGAAUUUAUGCAAUUGAAAAACACCGUAUUGAGUAAUAGUGGGGAAGAAAUUAUAGAUAAUGAUGGGGAUGAGAAAAGAGUACCACAACCAACUGGCAAAGUACCCACUGAAAAGCAUCAAUAUUCAGUCAAUGAAGAAGAUAUCGUUGACCAUGAUACCAAUGUUCAAGCCGCAUUUGAAUACUAUUUGCACAAGACUUAUUUGAAAACCGCGUCGUUGAUGUCUAAAUCAUGCCGUGCCGCAGCCGUGCUUAGUGGUGCUGAAGAUGAUGUUAUUGAAAAUUGUUACCAAUUUGGUCGUAAUUUGGGCUUGUGUUUCCAAAUCGUUGAUGAUAUGUUGGACUACACAAGUUCCGAUAAGGCGUUUGGUAAACCAAGUCAAGCUGAUUUGAAAUUGGGAUUGGCUACAGCACCAGUAUUGUUUGCUUGGAAACAAGAACCUAAAUUGGGGGAAUUGAUUGCAAGAAAGUUUAAUGAACCUGGUGAUGUUGAAAUUGCACGUCGAGCUGUUGAAAAAUACCAAGGUGUUGAACAAACUAGACAAAUGGCGGAAAAGUAUUGUAUGGAUGCAUUGGCUAAUUUACGUAUAUUACCUGAAUCUGAUGCCAGAAGUGCAUUGGAAUUGUUGACAAAUUCGGUAUUGACUAGAUCCAACUAG